AUCCUGUCUGAUAACAAAUAAUCGGUGCAUUUUAGUGUAUAGUUUAUCCGAUAUAGGGAAUACGUUUUAUAUUUUCUCAUUGGUUUUUUUUUAACGACCUAAACGUCUAGUUGUAAAAUGGAUAUAUCUAAGGCAAACCUUAGGGAAUUAAACUCACAUGUAUGUGAAACGUUACUGGAAACACACUUGGACCUUAAUAACAUUGAUUUAAUUUUCAGCGCUGUUAUAUCAUUAAGAACAUUUUCUGAAAUGAAAACAUUUUUCAUUAUAGAACAUGGUAAACUGAUAUUUGGUCGUUUGGCAUGUUUAUGUCGGAAAUUGGAACAAAUGUUAUAUGACAGUGGAUCUUGCUUAUCGGGGACUGGAAAGGAAAAGGUACUGAACUCGUUUCGGGAAAAGGAAAAAGUCCUCAUAAUUUCAGUUUUCGGUGAAUCUGUCCUCAUAACCAAUCAUGACAUUUUGAGAAUAUUGAUAACGAACAUUACACGUGAUCUGGAAGAAGAAAAGAUUGUUAAAAGAUAUGUCGACUCUGACAUACUCAUUGCCAUGUGUAUUGAGGCAGACUUUCAAGAGAAAGAGGAGAACAGAUAUUGUCCUUUGCGUGAAAUGUCAUAUUUUGAAGAACCAGUGGGAAAGGGAAACCUACUUAAUGCCUCCAAACAUAAAACCAUGGCAACAAAGAUCUCAAUGAAGUCCACAAUUUCACCUCUGGUUCCACGGCAUCCUCACACUACGACUGUAACUGACUUAAGGAUCGUAUUUCCAAAUAAUGGAAAGCAAUAUAAUCAGUCUAUGUAUCCAGAGAGUAAAAGAACCCCUACUGAAGACCAGUACCCCAUACAAGUUACAGAAACAGAUGCCGGACAACCUUCUUUUGAGUAUGUUCCUAGACAUAUGCUUUCAAGCUUUACUGGCAGCAGAUACUCUGGACAAGGGGAAGCACAUGUUUUUACAGCACCAAAUGUUUCUUUCGGAAGACAAGCAAAAAUCAGUAGAAAUGUAGUCACAUCGGGUACAAGGUUCCCAUUUCCUGCUAAACCGGCCAGAUAUCCAGAUUACUCGGAACAGCGACUGAGAGAAGCAACGUUCCAUACACCCAACUGGCAAGUGGACAAAAAACCGAGCCCAAGGUUAUUGUCCGAGUGUGGAUUUUUCUUUACAGAUAAACAAGAUUUAGUUAGAUGUCACCAUUGUGGGAUUGGAUUGAAAGACUGGAUAAAAGAUGACGAUGUCCUAACUGAACACGUGAAGCACUCGCCCUCGUGUGAUUUUCUCAUACACAAGUUUGGAAAGAACAAAAUAGAUCGAAUGAAGACGGCGCUGAAGUCGGAUAGCAACAAUGAAAACCAUUCAAAUGCAGAUGCUCCACAAAUGCCAUACAAAAUCCGGUCACCUAGGUAUCAGACAAUGGAAGCAAGAAUAGCGUCAUUCAAGGAUUUUCCACGACAUAUCAACCUGUCUCCACAACAGCUUGCUGUGGCAGGAUUAUUCUUUACAGGUAAAUUGAUCGUACCAAUAAUAUUGUUUAUUUAAAGAGUAGUAAUUUACAAUUUGACGUUCUUUCCUCCCAUUCAUUUAACAAUAUACUUGCAAUAAAAAAUUGUUAAUUUAUUGAACAGGUAAAAUUUUAAAAGUAAGGUAAGGAAUGUUUGUGCCACAGUUUGGUGUAAAGCCAUGGUGUAUAACGUUUGACUUCAUUAUAUUGACACGCAGCUGCCUUUUAGAGUUCUGUUUUCCCUUAAAUCAGAAAUUUCAUGAAAAGAAUUUAGUGUAGUAUAAAGUGGAAUGUAGAGCUGAAUGCUCCUCAUUUUAACAUUUGUUUGGCUUGAGGUUGCAAUAACACAGACAAAAUUGGGUGUUACAUUACACUAGAUCUAUAUGCAGAUAUUCUCUUUUCGAGGUAUUAGUUACACCAAAAAUGCAGUGACGUUUUAAGCUAUUCAUGAACUUUAACAGGGUACACCUCCAUUAACAGCGAUUACACAGAGUACACUCGUUCUCACUUUUUGGAGCAAACUUCACUCUAUUUCUUCGAUUUUUUUCAUCAAACAAGCGUGUUGUGGUUGUUACGUUCUCUUUUGAAUAAACCUCAUGUGAAAUGGUUUUGCUCCCAACAAUUCUAUGAAAUAUAUGACAUUAAAUUCAUUUUCCAUAAAUGAGCUGUCAGGUUGAUUUGAUCAAGACUGAAUCAAACGGAAUGGCUAAAUGUAAACCCUUGUUAAUAUGAGAGAUUUAAAACUAUUACUACUCUGAUACAAAUCUGAAUUUGAGCAUCUGUUUUGUUUUGUUUUUUUUUUUUUUUUUGCUUUUUGUUUUGCUUUUUUGCAGUGAGUCAAGGAGUCUUGUAUGGAAUGAAAAACCAUUUACGUUAUGCUUGCAUCUAACAUUUCCAACAUAUACAAUUAACAAAAUACUUAAAAGUAUUUCAGUCUAUACCAGAAAAAAACUUCGGCCGUACCAGAAAUCUUGCUUUGUCAUUACAACCGAAAUCGCAUACGAAGAAUACGGAAUUGAACGAAAAAGGCCGAUUGUCAUUCGGAAUCCACUACCUUAAAUUAAUUUAUAUGAUGCCCUGAAGUGUUUACCUUGCACAAGUAUGUAAAGUUUGCUUCGAAAUAGAACAUAGUUUGUCAGCAGUAGCAUUUUAUAUCAAUCAAAAGAUUUUUUGUCUGCAACCAAUUUAUCAAUCAUUAACAAUUAAUCAACUGGGGUGCAAUGUUAAAAUUGUAAGUGAUGUUUAUUUGCUUCUUUGACCUGUAAUUUGCCAUUGAUUUCAGCCACAUUUUCAUUUACAUCUGCCAAUGUUGUAAUGAGACUGUUACAAGGUAAUGACAAAUUCAUUUAUAAUGUCAAUUUUAUUUGCUGAAUAAUUUCCUAUGUAUAACGUUUCAUGUUCAACACUUCUGGAAAACACCACAAUGUCAGCUCCAAUUUUCUGUUAAGGACUGGUAACUGAGUUAUUUCUGCAAAGAUCCUUGAAACCAGAAAACACAAUUCAACGUUAUUGUUCUGUUGUCACCGAAAACCAGCGAUCGUAUGUAUUACAGUUGCAAAAGAAUUGAAGAACUUUUAAAUUAGUUAAAAUGAAGCUUUAGCAGUUGUACUGAAUUUAUAAAGCAUUUAUUUAUGUAUACACUUUUUGAAAUGUGUUAGUCUGCACAAGUCCAAUAGUUUCAUUUUCACCGCGUCAGUCUGAAUUCUGUUGAUAAUAUUUGUGUAAUGUAAUAAAAUCUGUAAAAAGAUCAUUGGAAGCAAAGAAUGCAACCAAGCGGAAUAAUAGCAGACUCAUGAGAGGUAAUGAAAUA
This is a messenger RNA of Mercenaria mercenaria, 3305 nucleotides long. RefSeq names its product baculoviral IAP repeat-containing protein 1e-like. The record is from RefSeq and is a predicted model, not a curated record. The transcript is spliced from 5 exons. The coding region runs from base 118 to 1533 and encodes 471 amino acids. Gene Ontology annotation, cellular component: cytoplasm; nucleus. NCBI's taxonomy places the organism in Eukaryota, Metazoa, Mollusca, Bivalvia, Venerida, Veneridae.